Rana temporaria (common frog) is the source of this 855-nucleotide messenger RNA. RefSeq names its product presequence translocase associated motor 16 (gene PAM16). Gene Ontology annotation, biological process: protein import into mitochondrial matrix. NCBI's taxonomy places the organism in Eukaryota, Metazoa, Chordata, Amphibia, Anura, Ranidae. The transcript is spliced from 5 exons. Bases 103 to 483 code for a protein of 126 amino acids. Gene Ontology annotation, cellular component: TIM23 mitochondrial import inner membrane translocase complex. The record is from RefSeq and is a predicted model, not a curated record.
CACUUGGCCCAGAGUCACGUGACCUGAUGCAAUCAAACUAUUAAAACCUGCACAGGAACCGGCCUUGCACGCAGCUGCGGUAACCUUGACAUUUCGUGAGGCAUGGCAAAGUACUUGGCACAGAUCCUGGUGAUGGGAGCGCAGGUUAUAGGGCGGGCAUUCACAAAGGCUCUACGCGCAGAGUUUGUAGCAAGCAGGGCAGCAGCUGAGGCAAGAGGAGGGCGGGCAGGAAAGGAGUCGGCUGCAGCCAGCAGCCUAUCGGGAAUAAGUUUGCAAGAAGCCCAGCAAAUUCUAAAUCUCUCUAAACUGGAGCCUGAGGAGAUUCAGAAGAACUACGACCACCUAUUUAAAGCCAAUGACAGAGCUGCAGGAGGAUCCUUCUACCUGCAGUCCAAGGUUGUGCGAGCCAAGGAGCGACUAGACCAGGAGUUGCAGAUCCAAAAUAAAACAAAUAAACAUGAAGAAGAGGCCAAGACCACGUGAGGCCCAGCCCAUGCGUCAGCCUUCACUUGGCUUACGGGAGUCUGUACUCUUGUUGUGAGAACUGUAUCUGUAUAGAGACUCGGAGGCCUCAGUCUAUCCUCGGCGUGGAAGUGACCUUCUUGUAUUUUAAGUUAUUAAGCUACGUAAUUUAACUGCAAUCUGCCAAAAUGACAUGCGUAGCUUCCCUGAUGUACAAUGUAAAUGGUGCACAUGAAGCACUGAAUGUCACCAGUACUCCUUUUCUACAAUAAAUGUCUAAUGUACAUACAAAAGUCUCAAUAUAAAUCGUACAAAAAUAUUCUCCAUCUAGAAGGGAAAAGUGCAUCUGACUAGUGAAUCUCAUAGGACCAAUAAAAAGAUUUUUAUAUUCUA